AUGUUGUCUCGCACUGCCCGUUUCUCUGCCACUCGUGCUUUCUCUUCUUCGGCUGCCUCUGCCUACAAGGUUGCUGUCCUUGGUGCCGCCGGCGGUAUUGGCCAGCCUCUGUCAUUGCUCCUCAAAGAGAACACUGACGUCACCGAGCUCUCCCUCUACGAUCUCCGCGGCACUCCCGGUGUCGCUGCCGACAUCUCCCACGUCAACACCAAGUCUGUUGUCAAGGGCUACACCCCCGAGCAGGGCGGGAUCGAUGCCGCUCUUGAGAACGCCGAUGUCGUUGUCAUUCCCGCUGGUGUCCCCCGCAAGCCCGGCAUGACUCGUGACGAUCUUUUCAACACUAACGCCUCCAUCGUCCGCGACCUCGCCAAGGCUGUUGGCAAGAACUGCCCCAAGGCUCUUGUUGCCAUCAUCGCCAACCCCGUCAACUCCACCGUCCCCAUCGUUGCUGAGGUCUUCAAGAACCAGGGUGUCUACGACCCCAAGCGUGUCUUUGGUGUCACUACCCUCGACGUUGUCCGGGCUUCUCGCUUCCUUGCUGAGGUCGCUGGCACCAACCCCGCCGACGAGAAGGUCACCGUUGUUGGUGGUCACUCCGGUCACACCAUUGUUCCUUUGCUUUCUCAGUCUAACCACCCCGACUUGUCUGCCGACAAGUACGAGGCUCUUGUCCACCGCAUUCAGUUCGGUGGUGACGAGGUCGUCAAGGCCAAGGACGGUGCCGGCUCUGCCACUCUUUCCAUGGCCUUUGCUGGUGCCCGCUUUACCAGCUCCUUGCUCAAGGGCCUCAAGGGCGAGAAGGUCACCGAGCCUACUUUCGUCGAGUCUCCUCUCUUCAAGGACGAGGGCAUUGCCUUCUGGUCCUCUCCCGUCACUCUUGGUCCCAACGGUGUCGAGAAGAUCCACGACAACGGCAAGCUGAGCGCCAAGGAGGAGGAGCUCAUCGCUACCGCCAAGGCCGAUCUCGUCAAGAACAUCAAGAAGGGUGUUGACUUCGUUGCCCAGAACCCUUAG
Messenger RNA from Wickerhamiella sorbophila, 1014 nucleotides. Its product is annotated as Malate dehydrogenase, mitochondrial. The coding region runs from base 1 to 1014 and encodes 337 amino acids. Lineage: Eukaryota; Fungi; Ascomycota; Dipodascomycetes; Dipodascales; Trichomonascaceae. Gene Ontology annotation, cellular component: mitochondrion; cytoplasm. The record is from RefSeq and is a predicted model, not a curated record. Gene Ontology annotation, molecular function: L-malate dehydrogenase (NAD+) activity. Gene Ontology annotation, biological process: tricarboxylic acid cycle; malate metabolic process. The transcript has a single exon.